UCCCAAUAGUACUGUAAAUGUGAAAAAAUAUACAAAUCUACAUAAGGUACACCCCCAUCAAAUGACAAAGAUCCACCGGUCCAUGGGCAGAUUUUCAAGAUGGCGACAACUCAACGCACUCAGCAAGCUCAGGGCGACACCAGGCAAGAACUGUCUGAACUCGUCAAGAGGAAACAGGAAUUAGCGGAAACCCUGGCUAAUUUGGAGAGACAGAUCUAUGCCUUUGAAGGGAGCUACCUUGAAGAUACCCAGAUGUAUGGGAACAUCAUCCGUGGAUGGGACAGAUACCUGACCAAUAACCGGACCACCAACAGUAAAGCUGACAGAAGAAACAGGAAGUUUAAGGAAGCAGAACGACUCUUCAGCAAGUCUUCUAUAACAUCACACGCUGCUAUUCAAAGUGUCAUUCAGAGUCAGCCCCAGCCAUCAGAGGAGAAAAGAGAUGCCAUGCAGGACCCUGCGGAGGUGGGACACGACAGCGGGAGUCAGAGCAGCACGUCCAGUCAACACGCCACCAACGUCGUACACUCCGGCAGGGUGCACAAAAGUUCUCACAAGAAACGGAAAAACAAGAGCAGACAUCACAGGCUGGAAGUCAAGCUGAACAAAAAAGGCAGAGGUGAUGUAGAUGAGUACUGAUGCUGGACUACUGUGGCUGUGAGGGACGUUGGAUGGCUACAAUGCAGCAGGUUUUAGUGUUAUAAUUAAGAUUUCAUAUCCCAUCUUCUGUAACAGAAGGGUAUUAGGGGUCCCCUAAAACCGAGGGAAAUAGGAUAGUUGUAUAGUUGUCAUUGUCAGUACAAAGACAAGACACUGAAUAGUCAAUGUAUUGUAAAUAGUACAUACUUUUUCUUGGGGUUUAAGGGACCUUACGGUAAAACUGGUUUCAAGCCAUAUUUCCAAGUUUGUGUCCUGAUCAUACAUGUAAAUAAUAACUUCCUUUUAUGUCAUACCUGUCAUUCUA
Branchiostoma floridae (Florida lancelet) is the source of this 964-nucleotide messenger RNA. Its product is annotated as chromatin modification-related protein MEAF6-like. Lineage: Eukaryota; Metazoa; Chordata; Leptocardii; Amphioxiformes; Branchiostomatidae. The coding region runs from base 100 to 639 and encodes 179 amino acids. The transcript has 7 exons. Gene Ontology annotation, cellular component: NuA4 histone acetyltransferase complex. The record is from RefSeq and is a predicted model, not a curated record.